Effrenium voratum is the source of this 724-nucleotide messenger RNA. The record is from the annotation of a GenBank genome assembly. NCBI's taxonomy places the organism in Eukaryota, Dinophyceae, Suessiales, Symbiodiniaceae.
GGUGCGGCUGAAAGGGGUGCCCGUCAACAACGUGGACCGCUCCGUGGGUGGCAUCCUGAGCUUUGAGGUGAGUAAGAAGUACGGCGCCAAGGGCCUGCCGGAGGGUACGUUGCAGGUUGGCUUUCUGGGCAGUAGCGGCCAGUCGUUUGGGAACUUCCUGGCGCCAGGCAUCACUUUCCAGCUUGAGGGAGACGCAAACGACUACAUUGGAAAGGGGCUGAGCGGAGGCACCAUCAUUGUCUACAAGCCCAAGCAGGCGACCUACGCCUCCCAGGACAGCAUCAUCGCGGGCAAUGCAGCGCUCUACGGCGCCACAUCUGGCAAGGCCUUCUUCGCCGGGGUCGCGGCGGAGCGCUUCGCGGUCCGGAACUCCGGGGCGCAGGCGGUGUGCGAGGGAGUGGGCGACCAUGGGUGCGAGUACAUGACUCGAGGCACGGUGGUGGUGCUGGGGGCCAUGGGUGCGAACUUCGCUGCGGGCAUGAGCGGGGGCGUGGCCUUCGUGCUGGACCUGGAGCCGGCGCUUUGCAACGUCUCCCAGGUGCAUCUCGAGCAGAUCACCGACGAGGACGAGACGGAGCUCCAAGCCCUGAUCACGGAGCACGAGCAGCUUACAGGGAGCCUGGUGGCCAAGGAGCUCCUCAAGAAAUGGCCGGAGACCUUGAAGCGAUUCACCAAGGUCUUCCCCAAGGAGUACAAGAAGGCGCUGAUGGCCUUGAAGAGCAAG